AUGGCAGACAAUCAACCUAAGAAGUCCAGGAAGAGACGCCACUGCUGCCCUGACUUACCAGCCAAGCGACACCUGCUUGACCCUCCACAGUCAUCUCAGAGGCGUCUUGUGCUCUACACCCCAUCCAGUGAGCUCCUGAGGUGCCUCGGACGCUUUCUACAAAAAAGAUGUUAUAAGCUGGAUCUUUCUGCUACACUGCCUAUAGGAUGGCUGAGAAACAUUGACAAUUUUCUCCUUUAUAACCGUUACCAACCCGAAAGUUUCCUAAGCUCAGGUAGCGUUGUAUUUCUCUAUAUGCUAUGCAGAGACCUCAUCUCCCCUGAGGCAGACAGCAUACGACAGCUUCAAGUCUCGUUUCUCACAUGUUACUAUAUCUCCCACUGCUACAUCGGCAAUGAGCUUGGGUACCCAGAAACACCAUUCCUGGUGGGCAGCUCAAGGACAGCCUUUUGGGACAGAUGCUUAUCAUAUAUCUCAAUUAUGAGUUCCAAGAUGAUGGAGAUCAAUGACAACCGCCAGGUUUAUAGCGAGACACUUGCUGAGCUAAAAGCUGAAGGAAGAUAA
Bufo bufo (common toad) is the source of this 564-nucleotide messenger RNA. Its product is annotated as cyclin-dependent kinase 5 activator 1-like. The record is from RefSeq and is a predicted model, not a curated record. Bases 1 to 564 code for a protein of 187 amino acids. The transcript has a single exon. Lineage: Eukaryota; Metazoa; Chordata; Amphibia; Anura; Bufonidae. Gene Ontology annotation, molecular function: cyclin-dependent protein serine/threonine kinase activator activity; protein kinase binding. Gene Ontology annotation, cellular component: protein kinase 5 complex; cytoplasm. Gene Ontology annotation, biological process: activation of protein kinase activity; positive regulation of cyclin-dependent protein serine/threonine kinase activity; brain development.